Molecule: messenger RNA, 953 nt
Organism: Lolium rigidum
Lineage: Eukaryota; Viridiplantae; Streptophyta; Magnoliopsida; Poales; Poaceae
Exons: 1
Coding region: 15-869 (284 amino acids)
Source: RefSeq, a predicted model, not a curated record
GGUAGCUGAUCGAGAUGAGCAGUAGUGAUCACGAGCAGGCGGCCAUGGAGCAGGAUGGCGCCGGCCGUGGCGAUCAGGUGCCAUCGCCGGCGUCGUUGAGCGCAAAGAAGCUGUGGCGCAUGGUGCGCGCUGUGCACCUCGUCCUUGUCAGGGGCCUCGGCAAGCACCAGCCCAAGCUCGCCGCGCUCGGCGUCAACCUGCACCACAUGCUGUCGUCGUCCAAGCGCCACCACCAACACCUCGGGGCGGCAACGGGGGAUCAGAGCCCGGCCCUGACGACCUACCUGUCCGCGGCGCUCUCCUGCCGGUCCAUGGACCCGGCCUCCGCGGUGCACCCGUACCCGCGGCGCGGCGGGCACGGCGGCGGUGCCUCCUCGAUGUCGUGCCGGUCCAUGGACCCCGGCGCCGCCGUGUACCAGCAGUACCAGUACCGCCCCCGCGAGGUCGAGUUCAGCUUCAAAAGCACGCCGCUGAACAGGCGGCCCCGCCGCACGCAGCGGCACCGGGAUCAGGACCUCCUGCGAAAGCAGCAGCUCGAGGACCUUCCGGAGUACGGCUCUGCCGCCAAGGUGAAGACGCUGUUCGAACUGAUGGACGGCGACGAUGACGUGGACGACGACGGCGACAUGGAGAGCGCGAUACCGUGGGCAGCAUCCGCGCCGGUCGGCCGGCCGCCGCCGCGACAGGUUCGGAUCACUGAUUCGCCGUUCCUGGCGAGGGAGGACGACGAGGUCGGGAGCAUGGGCGUGGUCGACCGGCGCGCCGACGAGUUCAUCCUGUGGUUCCACGACCAGCUGCGCAUCCAACAACACCAACAGCAACAACAAGGCCCCUCCUCGAGGGAUCGCACCACGUACUGUUUUAGGUAGAUCGGAGAGCAGAGCGAGUACACUCCAUGCAUGCAUGUAUUAUUUCAUAAGUUCUUAAUGUAUAUGUGAGUUGGAUUUUGGAUU